Molecule: messenger RNA, 993 nt
Organism: Capronia epimyces CBS 606.96
Lineage: Eukaryota; Fungi; Ascomycota; Eurotiomycetes; Chaetothyriales; Herpotrichiellaceae
Exons: 1
Coding region: 1-993 (330 amino acids)
Biological process (GO): lipid droplet organization; phospholipid biosynthetic process; lipid storage
Cellular component (GO): endoplasmic reticulum membrane
Source: RefSeq, a predicted model, not a curated record
AUGCCUGCGGUUCAGCGCAACGGGCGCACGAUUUCUCCAGAAAAGAAACAGGAGUCAUCGAACGAAAAUAUUCCUUCCACAAUGACUGUCACACAAGGUGAACAGCGGCCGUCUCCUUACCUUUUACUCAUUUACCCGGUCCUCCUCGCUCUCGGGUCUCUCUGGGCGGUGAUUUCUCCGGUGGCGGCCCCUCCGCCAAACGCACCUCUGGCUCCAGGCGUCGCGUCGGACCUCAAUGUUCACCACUUCCACCAAACAAACUAUUUUGCUGGGAAACGCAACCUGAUAAACAUCUACUUUGUCAAGAUGGGCUGGUUCUGGACCACAGUAGCCUUCGUCCUGCUGCAGAGUACCACUCGGCCCCGCGCUUCGAUCGCACAGAAACACUACCUCCAAGCAGCAUUGCGGUAUGCUCUGGUCACAUUUUCGUGGAUUCUCACAACACAGUGGUGUUUCGGCCCUGCCCUCAUCGACCGCAGUUUCACCAUCACCGGCGGCCAGUGUGCGCCACAUCAGUUCAACGAAGCUAGCCUUACGGAUGUAGUUAAGCUGUCCCAGAUCAACUCAGGCAUCCUAUGUAAGGCUUCUGGUGGGAAGUGGCAUGGCGGCCACGACAUUUCAGGACAUGUGUUCAUACUCGUGCUUUCGUCCGCCUUCCUCCUCUACGAACUGUACAUUGCCGACCGCCACUCGACUCAUCCCCAUGUUUCUCCUCAGGCCGCGGCUGCCGUGGCGCAUAACAUGACAGACGAAGAACGCAAGGCGGUGGGAGGAUGGGAGUCGGAAAGAAUUGCCAAGAUUCGAAUCUGGUCACGAUAUUUCCUCUACGGCGUGGUAAGUCUGGACCUGUGGAUGCUCAUGAUGACGGCGAUCUGGUUCCACACGUGGUUGGAGAAGUUGAGUGGGUUGUUGAUUGCCGGGUCGACGAUAUGGAGUGUCUUUUUCCUGGGCGAUUUCCUACCGCAAUGGAGGAGUAUUGUUGGUGCUUUAUGA